ACCGCCUGGGAGGGCGGCGCAAGGGUGGUUCGCCGGGCGGUGCGGGGCGCGCGGUCCGGCCAUGUCUCCGGGGGAGGCGGCGUCGGGCUGAGCGGCCGUGCGCGCGGCGGGGAGCGAUCUCCGCUACCAUGAGGCGGCUGCCGCUGCUCCCGCCUUUCCCUCUGCUGCUGCCGCCGCUGCUGCUGCUGCUGCUGCCCGCCGAGGUCAGAUGUACAGCUGCCUGCACUGACAACUGUAGCUUGAAAAACAUAACUGAAGAAAUGGGAACCAGUAGUAAUGAUGAAUUAUCAGUGAAUGCUACAAGUGGGAACAGGAGAUUAUCAGAGGAUGUGUCACUAUCUGGCAGGGCCAUGAGUGAUCAGAACAGCGUAGCACAGCCCAGCAAGGUGAUUGAUCUCAAGGCAGAGUAUGUUGGUGUGACUUCUGUCAACUUAACCUGGACAGUGAAUGAGACAGCGUCAGACACCUACACAUACAGAAUAGAGGUUAGCAAUGGGCACUCCAUUUACAAUGAAACAUCAAAUAUCACAGAAACUGAAAUUACUGGGUUAACCCCUGGGACGCCGUACACUUUCACAGUCUUUGCAGUAGCAGCUGAUGGUGUGACGGAAGGAGAAGGAGCAUCCAUAAGCCUGUAUACAAAGCCCAGUGCGGUGCUUGAUCUCAAGGCAGAGUAUGUUGGUGUGACUUCUGUCAACUUAACCUGGACAGUGAAUGACACAGCGUCAGCCUCCUACAUGUAUAGGAUAGAGGUUACAAGUGUCUCUUUUAAUGACAACCUGACAUCGAACAUCACCAUGGCUGAGAUUACUGGAUUAAUCCCUGGGACACUGUACAAUUUUAAGGUCUUUGCAGUAGCAGCUGAUAAUCAUACAGAAGGAGAAGGAGCAUUCACAAGCCUGUAUACAAAGCUCAGCCCGGUGCUUGGUCUCAAGGCAGAGUAUGUUGGUGUGACUUCUGUCAACUUAACCUGGACAGUGAAUGACACAGCAUCAGACACCUACACAUACAGAAUAGAGGUUAGCAAUGGGCACUCCAUUUACAAUGAAACAUCAAAUAUCACAGAAACUGAAAUUACUGGGUUAACCCCUGGGACGCCGUACACUUUCACAGUCUUUGCAGUAGCAGCUGAUGGUGAGACAGAAGGAGCAUCCAUAAGCCUGUAUACAAAGCCCAGUGCGGUGCUUGAUCUCAAGGCAGAGUAUGUUGGUGUGACUUCUGUCAACUUAACCUGGACAGUGAAUGACACAGCGUCAGCCUCCUACAUGUAUAGGAUAGAGGUUACAAGUGUCUCUUUUAAUGACAACCUGACAUCGAACGUCACAAUGCCUGAGAUUACUGGAUUAAUCCCUGGGACAUUGUACAAUUUUAAGGUCUUUGCAGUAGCAGCUGAUAAUCAUACAGGAGGAGAAGAAGCAUUCACAAGCCUCUACACAAAGCCGACACCAGUAUUUGAUCUCAAGGCAGAGUAUGUUGGUGUGACUUCUGUCAACUUAACCUGGAGAGUGAAUGAGACAGCUUUGGACAACUACACAUACAGAAUAGAGGUUAGCAAUGGGCACUCCAUUUACAAUGAAACAUCAAAUAUCACAGAAACUGAAAUUACUGGGUUAACCCCUGGGACGCCGUACACUUUCACAGUCUUUGCAGUAGCAGCUGAUGGUGUGACGGAAGGAGAAGGAGCAUCCAUAAGCCUCUAUACAAAGCCCAGCAAGGUGAUUGAUCUCAAGGCAGAGUAUGUUGGUGUGACUUCUGUCAACUUAACCUGGACAAUGAAUGACACAGCAUCAGACACCUACACAUACAGAAUAGAGGUUAGCAAUGGGCACUCCGUUAACAACGAGACAUCAAAUAUCACAGAAACUGAAAUUACUGGGUUAACCCCUGGGACACCGUACACUUUCACAGUCUUUGCAGUAGCAGCUGAUGGUGUGACGGAAGGAGAAGGAGCAUCCAUAAGCCUGUAUACAAAGCCCAGCAAGGUGAUUGAUCUCAAGGCAGAGUAUGUUGGUAUGACUUCUGUCAACUUAACCUGGACAGUGAAUGACACAGCAUCAGACACCUACACGUACAGGAUAGAGGUUGCACGUGAAAGUCUAAUUAACGAGACCAUGUCAGUAGUCACUGGAAGUAUUGUAACCAGUUUAAUCCCUGGGACCUCUUACAAUUUCACGGUCUUUGCAAUAGCGGCUGAUGGUCAGACGGAAGGAGAAGGAGCAUCUAUAAGCCAAAAUACAAUUCCUUCCUCAGUGAGUUCAUUUCAGUGUGAAGCAGUGGCUAAUACAUCUUGCCUAAUGCUGAAGUGGGACUGUCCUUAUGGCGGCUACUCUGGCUUUGAUAUUGAAAUAUUUAAUGAUACUUGGACAAAAAAUGAACACAGUCAAUUCUGUGGGAGAGAAGGCUCAGAAGAAAGCUUCAUAACAGAACCUUUAGAUUAUUACAAAACCUAUACUGUUAAUAUUACAACUGUUUCAGAAGGUUUAAGAAGUCUUCCAGUGCAGAUAAUAUGUAAUACAAGCAUUACAGAUCCACCUGUUCCAAACGAAGCUCCUGUAGUCAAGGCAGUCAGUCACAACUCACUGACUGUUGAGUUUCCUGACUUUGAGUCAGUGAAUGGACCAUUAAAAGCUUAUGCAGUAAUGAUCAUAAGUGAAGCAGAAGGUUGUUCGCCUUCAAAGUCUGAUUUGAGCUACACAUACAGCGAUUUCAAGCAGAAGAUGACAGCUACCUAUGUGACAUAUGUCAUAGACGUAGAGGAGAUGACAUCUUUCAAUUCUCAGAAUGGGCACAACAUUGUCGACGUAGGCAAGGGAAACACCAUGUAUGGCUAUGAAAAUGGACCGUUGAUUCCUCUUCAUUCGUACAGGGCAAGUGUUGCAGGUUUCACUAACAUAACCUUUACUGUGGCCAACAAAAUUAUGGGUGAACAAAGUUAUGUGUCGUUUUCACCGUGUUCCAACAUGGUUUCAUUACCCCAGGAUCCAGGUGUUAUUGCUGGAGCCGUUAUUGGAUGCCUUUUAGCUAUAUUGGCUGUAGUAGCUAUAGGGGGUUACAUAUUCUGGAGGAGGAGAAGGAAAGAUAAAAGAAAUACUGAAGUGUCUUUUUCUCCAAUUAAAUCAAAAAUGAUUAAAGUAGAGAACUUUGAGUCCUACUUUAAGAAGCAGCAAGCAGACUCCAACUGUGGUUUUGCUGAAGAGUAUGAGGAACUCAAGUCUGCUGGUGUUCAUCAGCCCAAAUUUGCUGCUGAAAUUCCUGAGAACAGAGGGAAAAAUAGAUACAACAAUGUCUUACCAUAUGAUAUUUCUCGUGUUAAACUUUCAAAUCCAAGCUGUGCAACUGAUGAUUAUAUUAAUGCAAACUAUAUGCCUGGAUAUAGCUCAAAGAAGGCAUUUAUUGCUGCACAAGGCCCUUUACCCAAUACUAUAGAAGACUUCUGGCGCAUGAUUUGGGAAAAGAAUGUCUACUCUAUUGUCAUGUUGACAAAAUGUGUUGAGCAGGCCCGGACGAAAUGUGAGCAAUAUUGGCCAGACAAACAAUCUAAGAGUUAUGGUGACAUUAUUGUGACAAUGGUCUCGGAAGUUGUUCUUCCAGAAUGGACAAUAAGGGACUUCAAUGUAGAAAACGCUGACACACUGGAGAGCCACACAGUGCGUCAGUUCCAUUUUACAUCCUGGCCAGAUCAUGGAGUGCCAGAGACAACAGACCUGCUAAUCAACUUUAGACAUCUUGUUGAUGAAUACAGCAGUCAGAAUCCUAUUGACUCUCCUAUUCUAGUGCACUGCAGUGCUGGUGUGGGGAGGACAGGAACAUUUAUUGCCAUUGACCGCCUGAUUCAGCAGAUUGAAAUGGAGAACACUGUGGAUGUGUAUGGAGUGGUGUAUGAUCUUCGAAUGCACCGACCUCUAAUGGUGCAAACCGAGGACCAAUAUGUCUUCCUAAACCAGUGCGUCAUGGAUAUUAUUAGAUCACAGAAAGAGAAGAAAACAGACCUUAUUUAUCAAAACACAACAGCAAUGGCAAUCUAUGAAAAUUUCACACCUGGACCAGCUUUUGGGAAGGCUAAUGGCUAUCAUGCAUAACCAGGACACAACGCAGUCUCUCCAGGAAUUGCUGUCUGUGCAUGAGAAAGGGAGAUGUUCUUACAUUUUCCAGGAUUGUGUGCAGUGUCUCGUGUCUGGUUUCUCCAGUUCUGUCCUCAUAUGAAGAAGUGAUCUUCUGGAGGAAAAAAAAAAGACAAUACUGGCAGGAGCCAUGGAUCGAUAAAAAAGAAAAACUAUUUAAAGUUAACAGAGGAAUUCUGAUUUUUUUCUUGGGAAUUUAACAGUACUGAUAGGUGAAAUAGCAUUUGCAGUACGAACAAGGAACUAGAAUUUAAAUAUUAAAAUAAUAACACAAGCUUUUUAUUACAAUUUUAUAUGAUUUCAUUUACAGACAACAGGCUUGUGGGCUGUUUUAAUAUAUUUAAUUAUAAGUUUUGGGAACAUAUUUUAUCUGCUGUAUCUGGUUACCUAGCUAAUAGAUAUGUGCCUCUGUGAUUUAUUUUUUUUCUGAAUUUUCCUUUUUAUUUAAAAAAGGAGUACAAACACCUCCUCCAAAUGGACAUUUGUACUUGGAAAUUGUGCCUUUUCUAGUUGCUACUCUAGAAAAAAAAAAAAAAAACAAACAGCAGAGAUUCUAUUUUUGUACUGAAACUCUUGAAAUGAGAACACAGAUUUUUAAAUAAGGCUUAUGUCAAACUUAACUGUAGUUGCACUGUUGGCAGGACUCUCCAGAAGUUUGGAGGUGAGCUUUGUUUUUGCAUUUCACCACAAAUAUCCCCUGCCUUAAUGUUUCGGUGCCUCUGCUAGAGGAAGAGGAGUGUGAUGUGUCACUCAGAGCUUUAACUGUAGUGAAAAACUGAGCAAGUGUGUACAUGGAUGUGUGUGCAGGGGUGUGUGUGGGUGUGUAUGAAGGACAGAAUAGCUCCUCCCUGUUCCUGGUUGAUAUUCCUGUUUUUAUACAAUGAUGAUUUAUUUAAAGGUGCAAUAUAUGAUUUACUGAAUAAUGAUUGCUCUAUUCUAAUAGAGUUUUACUCAGGUUCGUGUCUUUUUAUCAUUGUUGUUUUUCCUCAGAUGUAUAAAUCUGUGAAAAUGCUGAACUAAGUUUCCAAGUGUCCAAGCGCUCCCAAACAGAUUGACUGGCUUUACUGAUACUACCAAAAUGAAUUGCACAAAAUUCUGCUGUAAAGACCAAUUUCUUGCUUGUUUUAGCCAUUCAGAACUGAAGCACAUCUUACCCACCUGCAUCUCAUUAAUACAAUGUAAUUGUUUUAUAGUUGUUUGCAAUGUACUGCUGCUGUUAUUUUAACUGGUCCUUUUAAAAACAGAACAAAUGUGUGGAAAACCCAGAGUUGCUGAUUUUGCAAGCCAAGGAUUUGAUGAGAUUUAUUUUGCUGGUACAUGACUGCUAGACUUAUGAAGGCAUUACCAAUGAAGGACUUCUGAAGUACUUUGGAGGGCAUGUAGGGUUUUUUUGACCUUUGGAUCAUUGCACUGUUUGCAUCGCAAAGGAAUAUGAAGUUUUGGAAUAGCGCUAUAGAAGAGCUAUCAAGCGGUGAAAAUCUUGUGAAGGGUUUAAUAACCAGAGUCCCUGGAAUUCUGCUGCUUUUUUUUUGUUUGUUUCUUUCUUAGUUUUUGGCAGAGUUGUCAGAAAUAGCUCCUAUACUUAGAAUUCAGGAAAAUCUAGGAAUUCCUGGUGCACAGCUGUAACGUUACAGGUAACCAGAGGAGCUCGACAACAGUGUGAAACUGUGGUAUGUUGUGCGAGCAAAUCUGGAGGACCAACCACAAAGUGCUUCAGCUUUUUUUCUCAUAGCAGCUGCUUGUGGAUUCUUGAAUUUUUUUUUUCUUUCUUUUUUUUCUUUUUUUAAA
Lagopus muta (rock ptarmigan) is the source of this 5909-nucleotide messenger RNA. RefSeq names its product protein tyrosine phosphatase receptor type J (gene PTPRJ). The coding region runs from base 129 to 4079 and encodes 1316 amino acids. Lineage: Eukaryota; Metazoa; Chordata; Aves; Galliformes; Phasianidae. Gene Ontology annotation, molecular function: cadherin binding; protein tyrosine phosphatase activity. Gene Ontology annotation, biological process: angiogenesis; protein dephosphorylation. The record is from RefSeq and is a predicted model, not a curated record. The transcript is spliced from 24 exons.